Anopheles stephensi (Asian malaria mosquito) is the source of this 8211-nucleotide messenger RNA. It is a transcript of the gene Src42A, whose product is annotated as tyrosine-protein kinase Src42A. Bases 791 to 5527 code for a protein of 1578 amino acids. Gene Ontology annotation, cellular component: extrinsic component of cytoplasmic side of plasma membrane. Gene Ontology annotation, biological process: cell differentiation; protein phosphorylation; innate immune response. The transcript has 9 exons. Gene Ontology annotation, molecular function: non-membrane spanning protein tyrosine kinase activity; ATP binding; signaling receptor binding. Lineage: Eukaryota; Metazoa; Arthropoda; Insecta; Diptera; Culicidae. The record is from RefSeq and is a predicted model, not a curated record.
UCAGUCAGUUUCGGAGGCGCGCUCAGUGAAGACGUAUGUCGUCUGCGUCGCGACAGUUCUACGGUUUUUCCAAAGCUUCAAGUUCUUCACACUCCGUCCCCCAGUUUCUGUGCUUCUUUGGCGCGCGGUUUUGAAGACACCCUCGUUUGGUUUGGUGUGUUUGUCAGAACCCACAUUAACAUCGUCAAGAUCUUCGAAAUUGAGCAGAAACAAACAAAAGUGUAGUGAUAAAUUUGCAACAACGGCAAGUGACGAACCCCUUAGCUUCGCCUAUCCUAAUCUGUGCCGGCCAUACAAAGUACAAUCCUGAAGCAGUAAGGCUUUCAGCGGCAUUCGCGUGAUACGAAUCCUGUAACCAUCUUGCCAUUAGCCCGUAGUUCCUGCAAGGAAUUGCCCCGUUGUUCCUAGUGUGUUAGUGUGUGCGUGUGUGUAUUUGUUAGUGCAUAUUUUAUCGGUGUCGGUGUGUAGUGGGCAAAAAAAAAGAAGGAAAAUCCAAAUCGGUCAUCAUUAUCUCAGUGCAACAUAAUUCCAUUUGAACGAUUGGUAUCGAUCGUGACCGUUUCAAAUGUGACUGAUACGUUGAGCGCUGCGUGCCAAUCGAAGUGGAUGAAAGAGUGUAAUUUGGCGUGGAAUUACGCGAUACCGUCCAGAGAGUGAAUAGAAUAAGUGUGCCUCAAGUACAGCGCGCGCGUGUGUGUCUGUUGUCGGGCGCAGGCCCGUUCCAAGAUAACUAUUUCGUUGAAGGAAAAUCCUAGAAUCCCCAACACACGCUCAAACACACACACACAUCAUGUCAGCGGUGCCGGUCGUUUGGUGUUCGGAUCCGAACUCGUCGGAAAAGAAGCAACCGUUCGCGCUGCAGGGCAUCCAGCUGCAGGGCAACAUCACCGAGAAGCAUGUGCUCGCGAUGAAGGAGCUGAUCAAUGCCGCGUCGGAAGGUCGUCUGCUGCUGCCUACCGACGGUGCCAUUGUCCUGCUCGACUGUGGUCUCAGCAUUGGUAGCAUGGUGAUCGAGGGUAAGGCGGGUAAGGAGGUGGCUGCAGCAGCCGCCGUCGCCUCGGCCGCCACCACAGCCUCCAGCACAUCCACCGACACUGACACUGCGGUCGGUAAUCAUAAAUCAAUUCUGCCCUACCGUCCUGCCGCGGCCAAUAAUUGUGAACCGUCGCCGGUCGACGGGGGAGACUGUAAUAAUCAUAAUAGUAGCAGUAGCGAUGAGUCUGAUAGAAUAGCCACUAGUGAUAGGCAGCGGCGGCUCGAAGCUGCCGAGAAGCUGCGCGUCAUGCUGGAACGGCAGCUUGACGGGGGGGACAUUGAUCCGGAUCAGCCAAAUGCAACGGUAUCUCAUCGGGAGUGUGAUGACGAUCGAGGGAGAGCGGCGAGCGACGGUGGAAACGGUGAAAAUCUAGACGAUCGUUUGGGUGCUGUUGAGCGAGAGAUUGAUUUUCCAAUCGAAGAAGAAGCUGCUGCAAAGCAACCACAUUCAAGCGAGCUUCAUGUGGACGACGGUGAAGACGAGGAGGAAGAGGAGGAAGAGGGGUGUGGAGAAUCCGGCGCGGUGGAGCGAGUGGGUUCUUCCUUGGGAGGGGCAGGGCCCGAACUCCUAUACGAAUUUCUGUGCUGUGCCAAAUGCAUGAACGAUCCGUCGUCCAGCUGCUCCAAUAUGCCAAGUCAUCGAACACGCAGUCUAACAGCGCUCAACAACAGCUCCAAGCUGCUGUCGCGCGUACUAAACGGUCGUGCAAAGGCGCGGCUUUACUGCGAUCCCGUGUAUAGCAUUUCGAAUCUGUACUUCAAACGCUUCAUCAAUUACAAAAUCACCAAAAGCCGACGACCGGUGAUACGCAAAACUUCCAGCCGUAGUGAUCGAUCCUCCGGCGCUGGAGGAGGAGACUCCCCCGGGGGGAUCAUCAGUGCCGCGCCAGAUGGUGGUGGUGGAGGAGGCAGCAAAAAGAAGCAUUACGCCGAAGGGUCUCCAGUGUACGCGACCGUAAAUAAGAAGCUGAAGUUAAAGUCACGUCUGGAUGCACUGCGACGCAGCGGACACAUGAAGGAUGGUAGUCUCGGUGCGAGAAGAAUGCGCGGUGAGCGUGGCAAUCACAGUGAUACUUCACGACUACCGGCAAAAACGUUAGAAAAGCAGGAAGUAGCGCCGGAUGCUGCCAAUCCGAUGUUGCCGGAAAUUUUCAUCACAGGUACAUCCGGAUCACCGGCCAAGCCGCUGGGCAGCUCCAGUAGAAAGACUAGCUUCGACUCCACCUGCACAGUCAGCUCGAUGGAUUCGGGCUUCAUCGAUCAGCAGCAACGACAGCAGCUAAAGCAACAGCUACAGCAACUGCAACAGCUGAAAGGGUGCCCCGGUGGCCCGGAGGAACAGCCGCCGGGCGUUGGUGCCAGUGAGCAGGAGGAAGACGACGGUAGCGAUCGGUUGAAUGAUCUGUCGCGGGUACAGAUCAAAGAGUGUCUAGUGACACAGUCGCGCAAUCGGCGCAAGUCAUACGAAGAGUUUAAGUCCCUCUUCCGGCAGGAAGCAGCGCCGGGUGCUGAUGUUGCUACUGCUGCAGUUGCUGUUGUUGGACACGCUGGACGCGCCAACAACACGGCCGGUUUGCCAUUGCCGAGUGUGGAUGAGAAGGAAAGCGUUAAGGCAAGACGCAAGUCAUACGAGGAGUUUAAGGCGUUAGUCAAAAUUUGUGAUACUAGCUUUAGCAGUUUGAAAACGACGGCCGAGGAAGAGCCGGAAAAGGAGCAGAGGGAGGGAGAUGCACCUGAUCAGGAUACGAGCAGGGCACGCAAAUCGGCAACACUGCCUGCAUCGCCAACCACCAACAGUGUUGGGAACUUGUUCAAGAUGAAGCGCAAAAAUUCGCGGCGUCUCAGUCUGAAGAAGCCCGCUUCGGUUGGGGGAGGUGGUAAUGGAGCGGAUAUCCAGCGGUCCGAGUCGGGUCGGGAGGUAGUGAAAGGUAGCACCAUUUAUGACAUUCUUCGCAGCGAUCGGAAGUCCUCGGCGUCGAGUCCACUGAUCAAGGAUCUCGGCCAGUUGGCACUCAGCCGCACGGCAGAUGAAAUCUACCGGAAAAACUAUAAAAUCUACGACAAGCUGAUCUCGUACGGCAGUAAAGCGUACAAGCGAUACGAUAAGUACAUGACGUAUGGCACUAUAUACGAGAUCCUGCACCGUAAGUCGGACGCAGCCGAGGACGUUUUUCUGCGAAAGCGUGCUCUUUCGGAGAAGUACGCCAAGCGAAAGGUCGGCACAGGCUCCCACUAUGGUUCGGUUAAGUUGGGCACGAUCUACGACAUUUUGCAGGGCAAACAUCAGCAACUGCAACAGAUCGAUGCUAGCGCACGGAAGAAGUCAGCACCGGGGCCGGACGAAACGCCGCCCCCAACGCUUUCCACGAUCUACGACAUCAUUCACUCGAAGAAAGCUGCCGAUCCUUCCUCACCAAAGGACAAAACGGGCAAGAAUCGAUUUUUGGUAAAGAAAAUCACCGAAGAGGAGCUGCAUCUGAGCAACGAAAACAAUCGCAACGAGCUAAACUUGACAUCCGGGACGGGUACUUCGAAAGCAGCUGUGCUUGAUGGAAGCAGCUCACCGAAAACGUCCGACGCCACUGCCGACGGCGUUCCACCAUCGCCCGACUACACGAUCCCAAAGUCGAUGGGACAGGCUAGGAAGCCGGCGCGUACACGUCGCUUCUCGAACAUUCUCUCGUACAGCUCGCAUUCAACUUCACCCAAGACGUCGACCGCUGCGGCCUCUCUGGCCCCGGCACCAACAAUCGAAGAACCUCGCCUGGAUAGUCCACGGCUAAAGCAGAUAGCGGCCAGUGAUGAGGAUCUGUACAAAAGUGCUACGGCAAAACUGCGAGCCGCCCAACAGCAGGUUCAGCGUCACCAGCUGUCGGUGGACGAGCUGUACGCACGUAUCGGCAAGCUAAGGAAAUCGGCAACCGUUGCUUCGGCCCUUUGUACCAAAAUCGAUGAAGUUGUCGGUGAUGAGGGGGGUGGUUCCGAACCGCAGGCUACCGAUCCCAUCAAAGUGUUGGAACCUCUGCAACCUACCAGACAGCGGGCACACCACCUGAACGUGCCCGGUCGGCGAGAUUUUGGCCCGGCGGAUGAAAUCCAACCCGGGGCGAUCUUCAAAUCAAACUCGCUUGAUAUGCUGGCGCCCAAGAAACUGUCGAGGACGGCACGCUGGAGUAAGCACAUGCAUGAUGCGGCCAACGGGUUGAGCGGACCGAUCCGCAAACUGUCGCCAUUGAUAAUGCCGAUGAAGCGAGGUGGUGGGUCAGGAGAGCAGAAGAAGAGCACCCGGCGGCUGUCCGAGUUCACGCGGGGUGAAUUUCUCAACGAGAAACCAUGGUACUUCCGCAAGAUCAAAAGAAUAGAGGCGGAGAAGAAGCUGCUGCUGCCGGAGAACGAGCAUGGUGCAUUCUUGAUCCGCGACUCGGAAAGCCGUCACAACGAUUAUUCCCUAUCCGUGCGCGAUGGCGAUACGGUGAAACACUACCGCAUAAGGCAGCUGGACGAGGGCGGUUUCUUCAUCGCUCGAAGGACCACAUUCCGCACGCUGCAGGAGCUGGUUGAGCACUACUCGAAGGAUUCGGAUGGUUUGUGCGUGAACCUAUGCAAACCGUGCGUACAGAUCGAGAAACCUGUCACGGAUGGUCUAUCUCAUCGCACACGCGAUCAGUGGGAAAUCGAUAGAACGUCCCUGAAGUUCGUGCGCAAGCUCGGCUCCGGACAGUUUGGCGAUGUAUGGGAGGGUCUCUGGAACAACACUACCCCGGUCGCCAUCAAGACACUUAAAUCGGGCACGAUGGAUCCGAAAGAUUUCCUUGCCGAGGCACAGAUCAUGAAGAAGCUGCGGCACACGAAGCUGAUCCAGCUGUACGCUGUCUGCACGCUGGAGGAACCGAUCUACAUCAUCACAGAGCUCAUGAAGCACGGCUCAUUGCUAGACUAUCUGCAGGGUAAGGGCAGAUCAUUGAAGUUGCCACAGCUCAUCGAUAUGGCGGCCCAGAUUGCGGCCGGCAUGGCAUACCUCGAGUCCCAGAACUACAUCCAUCGUGACUUGGCCGCACGUAACGUGCUGGUCGGUGAUAAUAAUAUCGUAAAGAUUGCCGAUUUCGGAUUAGCUAGAUUAAUCAAAGAAGAUGAAUAUGAGGCGCGCGUUGGUGCACGUUUCCCGAUCAAGUGGACCGCCCCGGAAGCGGCAAACUACAGCAAGUUCUCGAUCAAAUCCGACGUGUGGAGUUUCGGCAUCCUGCUAACGGAGCUGGUCACAUACGGCAGAAUACCGUAUCCGGGCAUGACGAAUGCGGAAGUGUUGACACAGGUCGAGCACGGGUACCGUAUGCCACAGCCGCAGAACUGCAACACACCACUGUACGAGAUUAUGCUCGAGUGCUGGAACAAGGACCCGAUGCGGCGACCCACGUUCGAAACGCUCCAGUGGAAGCUGGAAGAUUUCUUCACCAUGGACCCAAGUGAAUACAAGGAGGCCGCACCCUUCUGAUAAAUGUCCGGCCGCGCCAACGACCUACCAUCGACACCGUCGUCGAUGUCAGUGCAGCAGAAGCAGUAAAGUCAUCAACCAUCACCGUGUCACACAACAAAACAGCAGCAGUAGCUCAGUAACAAACCUGGGGAUAUAUUGGGGGUUUCAUUGCUCCACUUCUACUUCUGCUUCUCGUAUCCGAUUAAGGUUUUCUUUUUUGUCAAGCUGUUUUUAGUCGAAUGCUCUACAACAUCACCCAUCUAUCCCAUCAUCUCUGGAGGAAAACAGAUAUCGAGCGUGUGCGUGAUGGCGUGUGUGUCCAAAAGGGGACAGUUUAUUUGGCUAUUUAUUUAGGUUUCUAUGAUUGCAUUCAACCCCCACAAAAAGACACACACACACACGCGGGGGGCGCACACAUACAUUCAGUCACAUUAGCUCUCCUGUCAUUUAUACAUGUAAUGCGUAUUAAAAUAGGUUUACCUAGAAAGAAAAGUGUUACGCGGGGCGCACAACAACCGAGAGAGGGAUCGUUAGCCUCUUGCCGCUCUUUCCUUCUUUCCCUCGCGCGGGAACCUUCCGCCGGGAGUGCGUUAGUGGGCACGAAAUCGAACUGAAGUAGUUGGUUGCAGCGGUAGCAUACUUUAGGUAGGUGAUGCCAAUCGAAACGCGGUCAAUCAGUGAGGGGAAUCAGGUUAGAUAUUUCAUGUUUAUGGUUUUGUUAUAUACACACACACACAUAUAGAGAGAGAUUGCUUUUCUAUCAUAUAUAUAUACAGUUGAGGAGGGUUUUUGUAUCUUUUUUUUGUGAGGAAUUCCAUCUGCAUCUUAAUUCUAAACGCGAGUUAAAGAUUUUUAGUAAAAAAAAAAAACAGUAAGAUUUUGCUCUUUUCUUUACAAUUUGUAAUGAAUCUUCUUCUUUUCCCCCGUUUCGGGAGCGCACACACCGUUAACAGCUUAAUAGACACAUCACGCAUCGGUAUCCGGGAAAAAGGAAAGCGGAUUUGUCAUGCAAAAUUUUGCUGCUGGUUUGCCCUCUUUCCGUCUAUUUUGUUUUCUUAAGACGAAUUAAUUUAAAUUGCUGUUUAUUGUUGCUCCUCGGGCAGCCGCGCGUUGUGAUGCCCAUUGUCCGUGUAAGCUGGCAGGCCUAAGCUUAGUGGUAGUGGUGACGAUAAAGGGGUUUCCAUCACGUAUCAUUCCCGGCCGAUUGGUUUUCUCGUACUGACGAUGAUUUAAUAUUGUCUUUUUUCGCCCCUUCGUUUCUUGUUCUAUUGAGUUUGAGAACGAAACACUAGCACGAACACAACGAGAUCGAAAGGAAGAGGAAGGUUGAAAAGAAGCGGCCCAGAAAAACGAACAAUCAAUCUCAGAGUUUGUAAACGCAUCAGAUACGAAAUUCGGCCAAACCAAACCAAACCAGGCAUGGAGAUGCAUUUACAAUUUUCAACGCACGGUAUGUCAUUUAAGUUUGUCGUCCGUAGCAGUAGGUUCCUCUUCGUACCCAACCCAAUAAUCCUUCCCUGCAUCCCCAAGUAGACAAGAGAGAGAAAAAAAACCCUAAACUAAACGAGCAAGCAAGUUAUAGAUAAGUGUACAUAUGUUCUCUACAAUCUACUACACGAACACAGUCCUCCCAUAUAUAUUUUUUAAAUCGCUAAAGAGUAGGGUACUUCGUUCGAUGUUCAGUUACAGGAAAGGAAAAAGCUAAAGAAAACAACAAACAAAAACACAGACAGUGCACAAACAGAGCCCCCCUCCUUUAAUUAAUUGGCCCAGUAAUGUAUCGUGGAGGACCACUAAAUGAUCUUCAGUACGGAGCGCGCUUUCCCGCGAAUGUGUGAAAGGUGAAAGCAAAACUGCUUUGCUUCAUGAUGGAAACAAAACUCUAUAUUUACAAAAAGCUGUAUUUAACAAAAACCCCCAAUUCAAACAUUCGAUCAGAGAGAGAGCUACAAAAUGAUAUUAAACUAUCUUGAACAACUGUGGGUGGGUGGAACAGUGUGAUGAAUGCCAAUUGUACGUUGUAGAUGGAACAAAAAAGGGCGAGACAGAAAUUUGACAAAUUUUCUAUUACGGCUGCAAUUACGCUGAACAGAACGAAACGAAACAAAACUGUAUAAAGCUUUGCAAAACUUUCAUCUCUAAUGCAUAUAUACAUAUAAAUACAUAUAAAUAUACAUAUAUAACACUCUCUCUCUCUCUCUCUGUCUCGGUCUCUCCAAAAAAACCGCACUAUAAGGCUCUCAUUAGCGCUCACGGUAGCACCCGAUCACACCGCGUAUUCAUGCCUUUUUUUUUCUUUAUGUUAGUGACCGGAAGUGCGUGGAUACCGGAUGUCGAGUAAUCGCACCACACCCUAUUUUCUACCUUCUACGGAUAGUGUGUGUUUUUUUGUUUCGUUUUUAAGUGUACAUGUGUUGAUGAACAAGUGGAAAAAUGAUUAUAAAGCAAAAAAAAAAGCAGUACGAACAUGCAGAAGGAAAUUCUGAAUAAUUAUAAACGAUAAUGUGAACAAAUAAUGCUACCGAUUAAGGUUACAGAGAGAGACAACCACACACAAGGAUUCGUGAUGUGGUGCGAUCAAAUGUGGAAUUUCCCUGGACCGAGUUUCCCUUCUUUCCCAUCCUCGUCCCCAACACACGUCCCAUUUUCUGUCCCCGACGCGAAAAACUGAAAUAAAGUAUAGAAAUAUAUAUGACCAUUAA